GCGCCAUAUUGAUAUUUAUGUGAUUUAGUGUCUCUCUCUCAGCAUUUUUCCACCACCAAUUAAUGUGGCAUAGUGAUCAUGCUGAGCUAAUUGGAUGCAUCAGUGCUGUUGUCGUGGCGUCAAUGCACACGAUCGCAAUGGAGGAUAGAGUCUAAAUAGCCAGUAUUGCUCAGAAAGUUGUGAUUUAGUUCAUGUGUUUUGUUGUACACAUCAUGAAAUCCUCAAGUGGUUUGACUUCAGUGAGUUCAUGAACUUUCCCUCAGCGAAAAGAGGGCAGAAAAUUUCCACCACCCAGAGUGGACUGCACAGCAUAAAAGUGGAGUGAGAGUGAGAGAGAGAGAGAGAGAUAAUGGCCAGUUCAGGGCAUGCAGUUGUCGUAUGGGAGUUUGAAUCUCGCGGCGGACGCUGGCUACCGUACAGUCCGGACGUUUCGCAGCACCUCGAGCGCGCUCAUGCCAAGAAACUCACCCGAGUCCUGCUCAGCGAUGCCGAUCCCACCAUCGAUCAGCUGUACGUGAACGUCCGCACGAUGACGCAGUGUUGCGAGGACGUGGACUUCCCGCUGAUCAAUGUGCGCCGGAAGUUCUACAAGCCAUCGUCGCCAGCUGGCCAGGGCACCAAGUGGGAGUGGGCAGGCACCACGAGCUCAGAGUGGCACAGCUACAAUAUGGAAGUGCAGUGUGUGAUCGAAGAAGCGUGGGCGAAGGGUGAACAGACAUUGGACUUGAGCAAGACUCACUUGGGAUUGCCACUCGUGAUCAACUUCUGCAAUCUCACCCAGAUUCGCCACCCAAACGGGCCAGUCAGGAAGAUCAGGAGAAUCCAACAAGCGCCUUAUCCACUCAUCAAAGUGCCACCGGAAUCACUUCCCGGACAUCAGGUGCCUUCGCGGCCACAACAGCCACCACUGCCGAUAAUCCCACCGAAGACAGGUCCUCGGCCGGGCCCCUCAUCCGCCCAGCCGAUGCCUGCGCCCUCCGCCAGCGGCACAAAGUCACGCAAGACCUCAGAAGGUGCCACGAAUCUCGCCCGCCAGAUUCUCAACAAUCUCAACAUCUUCGGCACGAAGCCCGACGCUCAUCAGCGCAGCGCCUCCAUGCACAGAUCACGAUCACGCACCCGUGGCAACUCCCUGCUGGACACAGACUCCAGCAGCACCAAGAGCGGCCGGCGCCGGCCCAGCGUCGACACAGUGUCCACAUAUCUCAGCCACGAGAGCAACAAGAGCGAUCGCAGCCAACCGCACACCAUCGGCUCCGUGUCAGAUCUCCUGGACUGCUCCAUCGGCAGCGACGACGUGUUCAGCAGCAACAGCCACAUCUCGGGCUCCAUCGUGGGCGUGGAUCCGGCCAGUGACAUGAUAUCGCGCUUCGUGCGUGUCGUCGAUCCGCCCAAGUGGCCUCACGCGCAGCCCUGUCCCAUGUGCAUGGAGGAAUUGAGGCACAAUCCGCAGAAUCCCGCCAUUUCGCUCAUCCGCUGUCAGCAUCUCAUGCACCUCGAGUGUCUCAACGAGAUGAUCAUCAAUCAGCAGAAGGAGAACCAAUCUCAAGCUUUAUACAUAGAAUGUCCUGUGUGCGGGAUCGUUUACGGAGAGAAAAUAGGGAAUCAACCACCUGGAUCGAUGUCAUGGAUCAUCAUCCCAAAGAGCCUGCCAGGAUACGAUGGGCAGAACACUAUUCAAAUUGUUUACAAUAUCGCCUCUGGUGUCCAGGGACCUGAUCAUCCGCAUCCCGGACGCGCCUUCUUCGCCGUGGGCUUCCCGCGAACCUGCUAUCUCCCAGAUUGUCCCCUCGGACGAAAGGUUCUGCGCUUCCUCAAGAUCGCCUUCGAUCGCAGACUUCUGUUCUCCAUCGGGCGCUCCGCCACCACAGGACGAGAAGAUGUGGUUCUGUGGAAUAGCGUCGAUCACAAGACUCAGUACUCAAUGUAUCCCGAUCCGGGAUACCUUCAGCGAUGCAUGACACAACUAAUUCACUUGGGCGUGACUGAUUAACUCUCACAUUCUGCAUAAAGCCUAGCUUUAAAUUAUUUCCCACUCAUCAUAUCUCCUCUUUAAUCAUUUUUUUUUGAAAAAGAGAAAGAAAAACGCGCAACACUUUUCACGUUUUUAGAUCAUUAGUUGUUAUUUUAGGAAUGACCAAAGUGCAAGAAUCUAGAAGUAUUUAGUAGAAUCUCAUGCAAUUCGACAAAAAGUGCAGCUAAAUAAAUGGUAUUAAUUGCAAUCCUUCAUUUUAUAAGAGAGUAUUUUAAGGGUGAAACUUUGCACAAAUGCAAGAAAAAAUGUGUCAAAUUUACGUGCCUUUUUCCACUAGAAGAUAAUUCUAAAAAAUUCAUUUCUAAACAUAAGUGAGUGAGAAAAAUAUUGAUGUUAAGCAUGAUAAAAUAGUGCAAGACAAAGUCUGAUGUCUCUUAUCAUAAUUUUCCACUAUAUGAACAAAUUUCUCUAAAGUAAGCUUAAUAAGAGUGCCAAUAAUAGAAUUUUGCUAGACAUAAGAAAUUGCCAGAAAGAAAGAAAGAAAGAAAAAAAUGUUUUAUAAAUUCAAUUCUCAAAUGUGAUUUCGACAAAAGAAAAACCCUUUAUAAAUUAUGUAUAUUUUUGGAACAUAAGCAAAAAUGUAAGAUGUUUUUUUAUUUUAUUUCCUAUAAAAUAAUACCGCAGAAAGAAUAAAGAAGUAAAAACAAAUUUAUAUCUUAUUUCAUCUCAGCUUCUCAGACAUGUAAUAGACGUUCGAAAAGGUGUUCAUUAAAAUUUACGAUCAUUUUUCCACAACAUAAAUUGAAAUGAAAUUGCCAGUGCUACGACUGAUUUUAUGUACUAUCGCCUAAAAGGUAAGUAGACACCAUAUUUGAUCAAUUUAUGGGCAAAUCUUUGCCUGCUGCUCAGAAGAUUGCGCGCGAGAGG
Molecule: messenger RNA, 2902 nt
Organism: Phlebotomus argentipes
Lineage: Eukaryota; Metazoa; Arthropoda; Insecta; Diptera; Psychodidae
Gene: dx
Product: protein deltex
Exons: 6
Coding region: 350-1993 (547 amino acids)
Biological process (GO): protein ubiquitination; Notch signaling pathway
Cellular component (GO): nucleoplasm
Molecular function (GO): ubiquitin protein ligase activity; zinc ion binding
Source: RefSeq, a predicted model, not a curated record